This is a messenger RNA of Pan troglodytes (chimpanzee), 1813 nucleotides long. Its product is annotated as inosine-5'-monophosphate dehydrogenase 1-like. Gene Ontology annotation, molecular function: IMP dehydrogenase activity. Gene Ontology annotation, biological process: GTP biosynthetic process. The record is from RefSeq and is a predicted model, not a curated record. Gene Ontology annotation, cellular component: cytoplasm. NCBI's taxonomy places the organism in Eukaryota, Metazoa, Chordata, Mammalia, Primates, Hominidae.
CUGCUCUCAAAAAAAAAAAAAAAAAAAGAGCCCCCGUCCCAGGCCCGCCGGACCCGCGCUAGCAGCGUGGCAGCAGUGCGGCAGCGGCGGCGGCGGCGGCGGCCGGCGGUCCAGCGGGUGUUUCUCUCGGGUCGCAGGGUCUCCCGGCAGCGUGGUGGACUACCUGAUCAGCGGUGGCACCGGCUACAUGCCCGAGGACGGGCUCAUCGAGCAGCAGCUCUUCGCCAGCGCCUAAGGCCUCACCUAGGACGCCUUCCUGAUUCUCCCAGGACUCAUAGACUUCAUAGCUGAGGUGGACCUUACCUCAGCCCUGACCCGGAAGAUCACGCUGAAGACACCGCUGAUCUCCUCCCCCAUGGACACUGUGACAGAGGCUGACGUGGCCAUCGCGAUGGCUCUGAUGGGAGAUACUGGUUUCAUUCACCACAACUGCACCCCAGAGCUCCAGGCCAAGGAGCUACGGAAGGUCAAGAAGUUUGAACAGGGCUUCAUCACGGACCCCACGGUGCUGAGCCCCUCCCACACUGUAGGUGAUGUGCUGGAGGCCAAGAUGCGGCAUGGCUUCUCUGGCAUCCCCAUCACUGAGACGGGCACCAUGGGCAGCAAGCUGGUGGGCAUCGUCGCCUCCCGAGACAUCAACUUUCUUGCUGAGAAGGACCACACCACCCUCCUCAGUGAGGUGAUGACGCCAAGGCUCGAGCUGGUGGUGGCUCCAGCAUGUGUGACGUUGAAAGAGGCAAAUGAGAUCCUGCAGCGUAGCAAGAAAGGGAAGCUGCCUAUCAUCAAUGAUCGCAAUGAGCUGGUGGCCAUUAUCACCGGCAGCGACCUGAAGAAGAACCAAGACUACCCUCUGGCCUCCAAGGAUUCCCACAAGCAGCUGCUGUGCGGGGCAGCUGUGGGCACCCGUGAGGAUGACAAAUAUCGCCUGGACCUGCUCACCCAGGUGGGCGUCGACGUCAUAGUCUUGGACUCAUCCCAAGGGAACUUGGUGUAUCAGAUCGCCAUGGUGCAUUACAUCAAACAGAAGUACCCCCACCUCCAGGUGAUUGGCAGGAACAUGGUGACAGCAGCCCAGGCCAAGAACCUGAUUGACGCUGGUGUGGACGGGCUGUGUGUGGGCAUGGGCUGCAGCUCCAUCUGCGUCACCUGGGAAUUGAUGGCUUGUGGUCAGCCCCAGGGCACUGCUGUGUACAAGGAGGCCAAGUAUGCCCGGCGCUUUGUGCCCAUCAUAGCCAAUGGCGGCAUCCAGACCAUGGGGCACAUAGUCAAGGCCCUGGCCCUUGGAGUCUCCACAGUGAUGAUGGGCUCCCUGCUGGCCAUCACCACGGAGGCCCCUGGUGAGUACUUCUCAGACGAGGUGCGGCUCAAGAAGUACUGGGGCAUGGGCUCACUGGAUGCCAUGGAGAAGAGCAGCAGCCAGAAACGAUACUUCAGCAAGGGGGAUAAGGUGAAGAUCGUGCAGGGUGUCUUGGGCUCCAUCCAGGACAAAGGGUCCAUUCAGAAGUUCGUGCCCUACCUCAUAGUGGGCAUCCAGCACGGCUGCCAGGGUAUCGGGGCCCACAGCCUGUCUGUCCCUCGGUCCAUGAUGUACUCAGGAGAGCUCAAGUUUGAGAAGCGGAUCAUGUCGGCCCAGAUCGAGGGUGGCGUCCAUGGUCUGCACUUUUAUGAAAAGCGGCUGUACUGAGGACAGCAGUAGAGGCCAAGGUGAUGGAGGGGGCACAGCCUCCCUCCAUAACUGAGUGGUCCACAGAUUUGCAUUACGGGUUCCCCAGCUCCUUUCCAGGGAGAGAGGAGGGGAGGCCCUGAGGGGUCU